Durio zibethinus is the source of this 2362-nucleotide messenger RNA. RefSeq names its product T-complex protein 1 subunit gamma-like. Gene Ontology annotation, molecular function: ATP hydrolysis activity; ATP binding; ATP-dependent protein folding chaperone. Gene Ontology annotation, biological process: protein folding. The record is from RefSeq and is a predicted model, not a curated record. Lineage: Eukaryota; Viridiplantae; Streptophyta; Magnoliopsida; Malvales; Malvaceae.
CAAUUUCUUUUGGGCCAACUACGUUACCAUCCUUUAGCACAACAGCGUAACCAUUAAGCAAAGAGAAAACAAAAUUGGGCCUCUCGACAAAAGAAAACCAAGAAAACCCACGCUAGCAGCUCGUGUUUCAAACCUCCCGUGCAAAAGAAAAGAGAGAAAAAAAGGGGAGGGUUGUAGGGUUUUGCGGUAGAAACUAGAAAGUGGGCAGAAAGCAGAAAGAUAGAGAGGUUUUGCAGUUUAGUUUGUUUUCAAUAGUUAAGUUUUAACACAAAACAAAUCAUAAAUCAUGCACGCUCCAGUUCUCGUUCUAAAGGAUUCGUUGAAACGGGAGUCUGGGACCAAAGUUCACCAUGCUAAUAUCCAAGCCUCCAAGGCUGUUGCUGACAUCAUUCGAACAACAUUGGGUCCUCGAUCCAUGUUGAAAAUGCUCCUUGAUGCUGCUGGAGGUAUUGUUGUUACUAAUGAUGGGAAUGCCAUUCUACGUGAGUUAGAUCUUGCACAUCCAGCAGCAAAGUCAAUGAUUGAAUUGAGCCGUACUCAAGAUGAAGAAGUUGGAGAUGGAACUACAUCUGUCAUUGUUCUUGCUGGUGAGAUGCUUCAUGUUGCAGAAGCCUUUAUUGACAAAAAUUAUCAUCCAACAGUAAUUUGUCGAGCAUACAAUAAGGCUUUGGAGGAUGCUAUUGCUGCGCUUGACAAGAUUGCAAUGCCCAUUGAUGUGAAAGACCGUUCAACUAUGUUGGGACUUGUGAGGAGCUGUAUAGGAACAAAGUUCACUAGCCAAUUUGGGGAUCUGAUUGCUGAUUUGGCAAUUGAUGCAACUCAAACAGUCGGAGUUGACCUUGGCCAAGGCCUGCGAGAAGUUGAUAUUAAAAAAUACAUUAAAGUAGAGAAAGUACCCGGUGGCCAGUUGGAGGAUUCUAAGGUCCUCAAGGGAGUGAUGAUCAAUAAAGAUGUAGUUGUGCCUGGCAAAAUGAAAAGAAAGAUUGUCAACCCACGUAUUAUUCUUCUUGAUUGUCCCCUCGAGUAUAAGAAAGGGGAGAACCAAACAAAUGCUGAGUUGGUUAGGGAAGAAGAUUGGGAAGUCCUAUUGAAAAUGGAAGAAGAAUACAUUGAGAACCUUUGCAUGCAGAUUCUGAAAUUCAAGCCAGACUUGGUGAUUACAGAAAAAGGACUUAGCGAUUUGGCAUGCCAUUAUCUUAGUAAGGCUGGUGUCAGUGCAAUUAGGAGGGUGAGAAAGACAGACAACAAUAGAAUAGCAAAGGCAUCUGGAGCUGUUAUUGUGAAUCGUCCUGAUGAAUUGCAGGAAUCUGAUGUUGGUACUGGAGCUGGGCUACUUGAGGUUAAAAAAAUUGGGGAUGAGUUCUUUGCGUUCAUUGUUGAUUGCAAAGAUCCAAAAGCUUGUACAGUUCUCCUAAGGGGUGCUAGCAAGGAUCUCCUGAAUGAGGUAGAAAGAAAUUUGCAGGAUGCCAUGUCUGUUGCAAGAAACAUAAUCAAGAAUCCGAAACUUGUUCCCGGUGGUGGUGCUACAGAAUUAACUGUUUCUGCCACUUUGAAGCAGAAGAGUUCAUCUGUUGAAGGCAUAGAAAAGUGGCCGUAUGAAGCUGCUGCCAUUGCUUUUGAAGCCAUACCACGUACUUUGGCACAGAAUUGCGGGGUUAAUGUGAUUCGAACCAUGACUGCUCUGCAAGGAAAGCAUGCAAAUGGUGAAAAUGCAUGGAUUGGCAUAGAUGGGAAUACUGGUGCCAUUGCUGACAUGAAAGAGCGAAAGAUCUGGGAUGCAUACAAUGUGAAGGAGCAAACUUUUAAGACAGCCAUAGAAGCCGCUUGCAUGCUUCUAAGAAUUGAUGACAUAGUAAGUGGGAUUAAGAAGAAGCAGGCUCCUGGAGCUAGCCAAGCUUCAUCAAAACCCAAGGUUGAGACAGAAGCGGAUGCAGAUGGUGAGCAAAUUCUUCCUGACUGAAGAUAGUGGACCAGUUGAACUGACCUGACAUUGAAAGUAUUUGCUACAAAUGAUGGUUUGUUUUGGUCGGCUAUUUGGGGAUUUUUUUGAGCAUUUCAUUUGCUUUUGUAUUCUUAAGAACUUCAAUCUGUGUUUGGUGUUGUUUUGAAACUGUAGAUUGUUGUUGGAUUAAAUUUUAAACUGUUAUCAGGUUAAGCGUUAUUAGCUUAUUGUUUCAUUUGGUAGAUAGAGUAACUUUUAUUUUAUUGGAAUCUCUUUAUUAAGAAGGAUAGUUCUUUUUGUAUUUUUUUUUUCAAGUUUAUUAAUGAGAUUGAAUUAAUAAAAUCUCUUAUUCGGCUAUCAUUUUGCUGAACAUCAGACAUUUACUUAUUUGACAAAUUAUAAAAUAUUUAAAAAAAAAAA